Messenger RNA from Aplosporella prunicola CBS 121167, 969 nucleotides. RefSeq lists its product as uncharacterized. The transcript is spliced from 3 exons. The coding region runs from base 1 to 969 and encodes 322 amino acids. The record is from RefSeq and is a predicted model, not a curated record. Lineage: Eukaryota; Fungi; Ascomycota; Dothideomycetes; Botryosphaeriales; Aplosporellaceae.
AUGUCGCCUCCUCUUAUACUUGGUCCAGAGGAUCCUCCCGUACUUCCAUCGCCACGUCCGCGUCCGCUCACGCCGUCGGAUGACAAUAAUUUGACUAUGCACCCACAGGGUGAAUCUCCGUUUUUCAAUCGGUUGCCUUUGGAAAUUCGUUUGCAAAUUUACGGAUUCCUUUUUGGAGACCGCACCUUGCACAUCGAGCUAUCAUAUGACAGGCCUAAGACCAAAGGUCUCCGCCACGCUGGUUGGAGUGGCGAAGCGAGUCCUGACCGACGUGUGGAAUGGAGAUGGAUCAGCUGUGCGUGCUGUGAUAAGCACGAUGUCGAUGGCAUUGCGCAUGACCCAAGCGCGUGUAAAGUUAACGCAAAGUGGCUUCUUACAUGCCGCAAAGGGUAUUCCGAGAGCAUUGCGAUUCUCUAUAAGACCAACACUUUCAAUGUCCCGUUCUCUAUCUAUACUAGCCCCAGGGACCACCAACAAAGGACCUUAGGUUACCUGGAAGAGGGGAGCCAUCAUGUGCCAUUUCUUUCACGUGGUAUACCCUCCCACCGGUUCUCGACUAUUACAUCUCUCGAGGUUAUAUCCUGGUACAUUGAUGAACCUCCUCGACCUAGCGACCCACUUGCCCUUGCAGCCUACGAGAUGUCGUGGCGCGAAUUGGUUCUUCCCGGGCUGCGCAAACUGAGAGUAGCGGCCGACACUAAGCCUUUUCCUAAUGGAAUGAACGUUUCUGUAGGAGUAGAAGCUGCGUGGUUUGGUAUUGUGGACGAUAUAGUCAGCGAAAAACGUUUGGAUCUUGAGUUCAAGCUUCCACUGUCGUGGUUUUUGGGCCUCAGAAGGGGCGGCAUAGUGGAAUCUUGGCACGAUAGCAAUGAUUACAGAACAUGGAGGUAUUGGAGGAAUGUUGGACUAGACGAGGCCACCGACGGCUGGGAUGCCAAUCCUGGUUACUGGGUUACAAAUCUGGGCUGA